AUGGCUUGGGUCAGUUGGAGGAAAAUGUGCAAGUCAAAGUCAGAAGGCGGAAUGGGCUUUCGCAACCUGCAAGCCUUCAAUCUAGCAAUGCUAGCGAAGCAGGCAUGGUGCAUCCUAAUCAACCCAAACUCAUUGAUUGCUAGGAUUUACAAGGCCAAGUACUUACCCUAUAGUGACAUGUUGGGUGCAAAGCUUGGAUGCAACCCCUCUUAUGCUUGGAGAAGCAUCUAUAACAGCUUGGAGGUUAUUAAUAGGGGUAUAAGAUGGCGGGUUGGAAAUGGUAAGAUGAUUCAUAUCUGGGAAGACAAGUGGCUACCUACUCCCAUAACCUACAAGUUUUGCUCCCCCAACAAGAUAUUGGUGAUUUCCCAAUGGUGUCAUCGCUAA
Molecule: messenger RNA, 387 nt
Organism: Quercus robur (English oak)
Lineage: Eukaryota; Viridiplantae; Streptophyta; Magnoliopsida; Fagales; Fagaceae
Exons: 1
Coding region: 1-387 (128 amino acids)
Source: RefSeq, a predicted model, not a curated record